AUGUUUUUCAAGAAUGAACCACCUUCAUUUGGCCGUUUUCUUUCACCUGGGGGAGAAUAUUUUUGUCGAGUUAAAAAUGCAUUAACACAUGCUAAGGUAGAAGUUAUACAUGAAAAUUUAAACAUUAUUCAACAUCUACCAGAAUCAUUAACCAAUAAAUUAGCAUCAUAUGAUUUUUAUACAUUUGAAGAUGAAUUAAAAUUAAUUAAUUUAUUGUCUGAACAAAUAUAUUUACAUGAAAAUGAUAAAUUGAUAUUAUUUUGUGAAACAAAUCGUAAACCAAAAGAUGUUCAAUGGUUUAAAAAUAAAUUAGAUAUUUCAUCAGAAUCACAACAACGUUUGGAAACUUACAAUAUUGAUUCAAUAUCUAUAUUAAUUUUAAGUAAUGUAGUUGAAAAUGAUUCCGGUUUAUAUACAUGUCAUCUUGAAAAUUGUUGUGAUGAUAUAGUUAUCGAAAUAUUUUUCCAACAUAAUCAUAAUUUAUUAUUAAAAGAUAAUGUUAUUCUAUUCAAAAAUAAUGUUCCAUUAUAUAAUGAUUUUGAAAUUAAUCCACCAAUUGGUACAUCAUCAGAAUUAACUCAUUGGACUAUCAGUAUACUUGAUAUUAAUUUAAAUAACGUUGGUGUUUAUUCAAUUCAAAUGAAUCAAGAACCACAAAAUUUAUUUAUUAUGUCGAUCAAGCCGCGUUCCUUACAACGAAAAACAAUUAUAUCACCUAUAGAUUAA
Rotaria socialis is the source of this 726-nucleotide messenger RNA. NCBI's taxonomy places the organism in Eukaryota, Metazoa, Rotifera, Eurotatoria, Philodinida, Philodinidae. The record is from the annotation of a GenBank genome assembly.